AUGGCCGAAUUCCCCAUUGUCCUAGUCAAAAAUCUUCCCUACAACGCCUCCACAAGUCUGCUUUUUGACAUUUUCUCCAAGUUCGGGCCCGUGCACCAGCUUCGAAUUUCCGACGGCCUGGUUCCUCAAGGAACUUGUUAUGUGGUCUACACCAACAUGGAAAAUGCUCAUCGAGCAGCAAAAGAACUAAAUGGAGUCAACUUCCAAUCUCGAUAUCUAGUGGCACAUAUGUUCCAGGUCGAUCCGGAGGUCCAUCGACAAUUGCAGAUUGAGUUUGAGAAGGCAGAAUGA
Clavispora lusitaniae ATCC 42720 is the source of this 291-nucleotide messenger RNA. RefSeq lists its product as uncharacterized. Gene Ontology annotation, molecular function: RNA binding. NCBI's taxonomy places the organism in Eukaryota, Fungi, Ascomycota, Pichiomycetes, Serinales, Metschnikowiaceae. The record is from RefSeq and is a predicted model, not a curated record.